GUUGCGAUCCAAACAUAUUGAGAGUUUUUUUUAAACAGUCGAGGACCACGAAUAUCGGAAAAAAAUGUUGUUGAGGCACUCCCUCGAUCACGCUUGCUUAUAAGCAUUUGUUGAUGGAUUUCUUAUGACAUCUUUCAUCCCCGUCACCUGGCCUACGUAUGUUGUCGACCCAACGAGUCACUGAUGAAUACGUAUGUAAACGCGUGAUCCACAAACAUCGCUUCGUCAGUUACACUCAUCGUACGUAUUUAAAGAAAUACAUUUCAGCUUGGAGGUUUAUAUACUCAAAAACAUACGUGUUUGUUGUCGGAUUACUUAAUUUUAGCGAUAUUCUAUUUUGUCAAGUUUGCCAUAAAAAACGCUGUUGGUGUCGCCCAAAAAGCUUCAUGAUGAUAAAGCCUCUAAUUGCUGUUACCUUGGUGACAGUUUUGGUUUGUAAUGCAUGGUGCAGGACUGUACCUAUAAAUCUGAAGAAGAAAGAAGACGUUCACAAAUCAGAUGUGAAUUAUUUAAUACCCGAAACCGACUAUGCUGGACUCACACUUAGACAGAGUGGAGUCCCCACAGCUUUCUCAGUAACGCUGGACAAAAGUCAAGUGAUCUCUACCGGAAAUGUGAUACGUUUCGAUAACGUCAUUACCAACGUCGGCAAUAGCUUUAACAUCAAGACCGGUGAAUUCACAGCUCCACAGUCAGGCAUUUAUUUCUUCUCGCUGAAUGCAGUAUGUGGAGCACAUAGUUACAUGCAUCUGGCUAUAUCCAGAAACGGUUUAGCGGUAUUCAAGACUUUAUGUGACGAUCGCACCGGCUCCACGCAGCAUCAAGGUGGUGGGGCUACCAUACUGCAGCUUGGUGCGGGUGAAAAAAUAAGCGUGAGGAUGACCUUCCCACUUAACGCUCAGAGCGAACUUUAUGGGAGAGGAAUGACGUCAUUUACCGGAUACCGCGUGGCUUAAAGGGGCCGUUUAACAGACUUUGAAAUGUAUUUAAGCUUGUCAUUAAAUGCUUUAUAUUGAUAAAUUUAAACAUUUGACCUUAAAAUCUCCAGUUAAAAACAACAACAAAAAUACAGUUUAAAAAAGCAAAAAAGUAACCCUCAACAGGGCUCGAAACACUGACCCCUGGAGUUCUGGAGUAAAAAGUCUCCCGCUUAGACCACUGGACCAUCCAUGCUCAUGCUUAAAGCGGAUGUAGUUUCCCAACGACGCUUUAUAAUUUUCAGGUUUUCAAAUCGUCAAAUGAUGCAUAUAAUAGAUAUUUAAGAGCAUUGUUAAUGGCCAGUAUUACUAUUUCCUAAAAAAUAUCAUAACUAAAACGAUAAUGUGCGAACCUGAAACAACUUUUUUUAAAAUUUUGUCAAUUUACGAAAACGUAAAAUCUGUUAAACGGCCCCUUUAAGACUCAAUAAAACCUGUGAUUACAAUACGGGCACUAAACGACUGUCGUGAGUAACUUAGAGAUAAUAAACGCCAUUUACCCUAUACCGCGUUGCUCAAGACUCAAAAGAUUAACCAAUUAUUGGAAUGAAAUCACUUACACAACCAAAGAAGAAUUGUAACGUAAUGAAUACUAUUGAAUAUUACAACUAUACAUAAUUUUAAAUCAUAAAUACCUCUUUUAUCUUAAUGCAACGUGAUGAAUAUUAUAAGUAAUUAUUCUAUAUAAAUCGGAAAUUAUUAAUAAAUCUUUUAUUGAUAAUUAAUAAUAAUAGAAUAUUUGAAUUUUGGAAAUUAUUAAUUUAAGUUUAAUUAUAGAGAAUAUAAAUAUAAUUAUAGUUAAAUUAUAUAAUUUUGAUCAAAAUAUUUCAUAGGAAUAUGUUUACAUUAAAACGCAGUUAGGCUUACCGAAAGGUAUAUACAUUAAGGAUGUCAAUUUAAUUUGGUUGUGAAAAUACCAUCCGCCUCGCCUCAGAUAUAUUACUUGUAAUUAAAUUCAAAACAUCCGGUCGACAGAGAUCGAACGGACAACGCAAUUCGGGCUAUUUCCGACGACGUGGUUUAAUUGGUAAAUAAGUGAUUUAAACAAUCAACAAUUAGUGCGUGCGGAGACGAAUAAUAUUGACCAAUAAAAAUUGAAUAGAAGCUAAUUUUGUUUAAUGCUACUUCACUUGUCAAUUAAAAUGUACAUGUUUUUUUUCGGAAAAUAAGACACUUCGCAUAGAUUUAGAUGUGAACGGAUAAAGGUCCAAUCAAGUAGCCAUGAAACUGUAUUUAUCUUACUUUAUCACGGAUGCAUUUGCGAAUGCAGAAUUUUAAAUAUUUGGAGAAAUGAACAAUAUAUAAAGAAAUUGAAAUAGAUAUUAAAUUGGAUUAUAAUUCAUAUA
Molecule: messenger RNA, 2323 nt
Organism: Dreissena polymorpha
Lineage: Eukaryota; Metazoa; Mollusca; Bivalvia; Myida; Dreissenidae
Product: complement C1q subcomponent subunit B-like
Exons: 4
Coding region: 159-956 (265 amino acids)
Molecular function (GO): protein binding
Source: RefSeq, a predicted model, not a curated record